CGCGUUUCCAAUCCAUCAUUUAACCAAACUACAAAUUAAAUAUAUUUAUUAUAAUUAAAUUUACAUUAAAUUAAUUGACGAUAAAAUGGGUUUCGAGUGGUCACUGAUUACUACGAACGCCGCACACCUGACAGUACCGCCCGAAGCCAAGUGUUGCUUAUGUCGACUUCUGGUGGACAACGGGUGCCGACUGUCCGGUUGCGGUCACAGCGCCUGUUAUACAUGUCAGACUGAAUUGGGCCGACGCUCGCCAUUUUGCCCGCUCGACGACCAGCCGUUCAGCCACUCGGCACCCAUUGGUCUGGCCGUCGAGACACACAACUGGCUCCGAGAUGUACGGCUCAAGUGUCGCUGGUUUGACGGCGACGUGUGUACGGCUACGGCCAUAGCUCUAAGCGCCGUUCAUCGGCACGAAGAUCAGUGUCCCAAUAGACCCGGACUGCGGCCGCACACAACCGCCACACCGAGUCGACCGAUUGGUCCGCUAUACGCGUGCCGACACUGCCAUCACGUGUACUCAUAUCCGUUAAUCGGACGACUGUGCGGACAAUGCGGUCAAAGCACAACAACGCCGGAGAUGAUCCGCUUUCCGCACGUAGUGCUGGUCGAGUACGUAAUGUUUGGCACAUUUGUGGCCACAAUCACUGGUAUGGAUGUGACCGCAAAGGGACUCAAAAUGAAACGAGUGCUUAAGAACUGCUCGAAUUCGACCAUAAGGUUCCGGUUGGCCAUUGACUUGCAUUUCCGAGAUAUGCGACAAUUGUAUUACUGUUUGAGUCCAUCGCUUCCGGCGCUGUUCGUGCGGCUCAACAACGAGGCCAACGUCCGGCUCCAGGAGGACCUGUGUAUCGGCGACCGAUCGCCCAAUGGUUUCAAAUUUGACGUCAAAUCUCAAGAUCCUCGGGAACAGUACGUGAUUGUGAUGUUAAAAGACAAGAUUGUGAACAACUUUGCCAAAGCACUGGCCGAGUGUGUGACACAUGAGCGCCCGGACUCCGACACAAUUUGCAUGGCUUUAGAUGAGUCGGACAGUUGGCAACUGUUGAUGAGGGCCCGCAGUAAAUGUGAUAGCGUUAUGAACAGCGGACAUUUCUACACACAUUUAAUUUAAUAUGGUUACUUAAUACUACUGUAUACUGUACAUGUUCAUUUCUAGAUUGUUAUUCUGG
Molecule: messenger RNA, 1169 nt
Organism: Medioppia subpectinata
Lineage: Eukaryota; Metazoa; Arthropoda; Arachnida; Sarcoptiformes; Oppiidae
Source: the annotation of a GenBank genome assembly